Messenger RNA from Penicillium salamii, 861 nucleotides. The record is from the annotation of a GenBank genome assembly. NCBI's taxonomy places the organism in Eukaryota, Fungi, Ascomycota, Eurotiomycetes, Eurotiales, Aspergillaceae.
AUGCCUCGAGUACCCGCCAUUCGUCUGGCACCAACACCAACACCCACCCACCGGGUAGUAAUACCCGGGAGCAAAACUUCUACGAGAUCCUCGAUCUCCCCACCAGCGCCUCAGCAGCCGAAAUCAAAAAGUAACCCCCAACCAACCCACCAGCAAUACCCCAAAUCUAAUCCACAAACCAGACAAUUCUACGCACUUUCCAUGCGCCACCACCCAGACCGGAACCGCACAGAUCCCAAUGCAGGCCAACGCUUUGCCCGAAUCUCCGCAGCCUACAAUGUCCUAGGGAAUGCCUCCAAGCGCGCAGUCUACGACCGCGAUCACGGCUUCCACCAGGUCCAUGCCUCCGCAGCACCAGGCCACUCCCACGCCCACCCAAUGGGCAGCCACAGCAGCUAUGCAGGCUCACGCCCAGCAAGCGGGCUAAGCAAGCGGCGAUCAGCAUUCCACGGGCCACCGCCUAGUUUCUACGAGCAAGGCGGGUAUGGUGGGACAGGGCGAAGGGGGGAUGGAUUUGCAGCAGGGAAAGCAGGGCCGAGUAAAUUUUCUUCUGGGGAGGGGAGGACUGCGGAUCCAGAGGAUUGGGAGGGGUUUAUUAGGCGGAAUCCGUUGAAUCAUUUUAAUGCGCAGGGACAUUUCCGGACUCAGGCGGCGGAGGAUCGGAGGAGGAGGGAUAGGGCUAGGGCUUGGAGGGCUGCUAGUGUUUCUGAUGCGGAGUGGUCGGAGCCGCCUGAGUAUGGGGCUGUUCAUGGGGUGUCUUUUACGAGGUUUUUGUUCUCGUUGGGAUGUUUGGUUGUUGCGGGUGCUUCGGCGGGCUUGUGGCCUUCUGGACGUGAUGAUGGGGGGAAGAGGAAGGGUUAA